CUACAAGCGGCCGAAAGGAAGGAAGGAAGGAAGGAAGGAAGGAAGGAAGGAAGGAUGGGGAGACGGAGGCUGCGUUGGUCACGCUGCAGGAGCUCUGCUUAAGGACGAAAGAAGCCCCGGGGAGCCCUGCAGGAGAGGGCCUCUUAUUAACAGCACAGGAAAGCUGAAAGCUGACAUCCCCCCCUGCAGCACCUCUACAGCACUUCCUGGCACUGACUUUGCUGGUAAUAUUUGUGGCAGAUCCUGGAUAUCUAACUAACAGAUUACGGAUUCAAAUGUAGCAGCUUCAGUCACACAGUCUCAAUUGAUGCCCGGCUGCGCCUCUAUUCCCACCUUGCACGGGACGCCAACACAACGCUGCAGCCCAAACAGCCAAGACAGAGGGGCCGUGAUCCGCGAAGCCACCUGAGGCAGACUGGAAGCAUACGGCGUGCAGGAACAACACUUUGCUGCCAAUAAUUAGCACAAGCAUGAGUAUCAAUUGCAAUUUUUCUUGGUUAGGGUUUGGCACCCUCAAAGUACUUUUCCUGUAAAUAUGAAUGAAUAGACUACUGUUAGAGGUACAAUUUAUUGUCAGAUUGUUAGUUUGUUAACCAACAAUGUAACACUCUCCACCGCGGUGGAUUAAGGUUGAGGGUGAAUGAAGAGGCGUGGGAACAAAGCGCUUACAUUCUCAGGGACUGGUCGUGCUGUUCCCAUUUUUAAAACUCAACAUGAGUAACCUCGAUGGCGAGCUCACUCAGAGGGAGCAGCAGUUACUGAAAAUCCGGCGCGACAGCGACACCAAGGCAGCCGAGCUUGUCAAGAUGGAGAAGAUGCUGCAGCAGACCAAGAACCUUUUGGACAAGAAGACGGAGAGCGGUUCAGAGAGCCAGGACUUCCAGGAGAACAUGGAAGACCUGGAGGAAAGAGUAAGAUCCAGCAGACGGCAAAGGAGGAACUCCCUCCAUCACACACAGAUGCUGGAGAGCCAGAUGAAGACUGUGAAGGGCGAGUUGGUGGGCACGCUGGACCACCUCCAGGAGCUGAGGAACGUCUUGCGCCGCUCGCAGCAGAAAGCGGAAGAGCGCAAAGCCACCAUGGAGAAGCUGGCGGCGGGGCUCAGGUGAAGCGCGGCGAGACGAGGCUUUGGCCUUUUUGCACGCUGACGCCGGGCAGAGAUGACAUCAAACACCCGUAGGCCACUGAACGCGAGGGAAGAGACGUGAGCUGCUGCGGUGAGGCCAUUGUUUGGCAUCCAACGUUCAGACUUUGGUCGUGCUCUCUCACAAACGUCUGAGGUGGCUUCUUCAUCCUUUUAUCCUCCCUUUAUUGUCCUGUUAUUAUUAAUACAAUAUUUUGAAGGCUAAAUGUCGAAACGCUUUUGAUGUCCUCAGUUUUAAAAUACAAUCAAAUACACAUCAUUUUUUUCUUCUUCAAGUCUGAAAUAUGCAGCUUUAGAAGCAACAUAUACUCUGAGCAGCUGUCAUGAUCAUUUGUGUUUUUCUGGCUUAGCAUGUCCAUUCGUUUAUGACAGGAAAGAGAUAACAUAGAUCCCCUCCACGUUAUUGACGCACUUUUAAUGAAUUCCUCCCUGCCAAUAAUAACAUGUGUGUUGUUUUUUGUAAUCUAAAUCUGUAACCAUUUUAGAACAAAAAAAAAGUGGAUUUAGUCUCCUGGCCCAUGCAUGCACAUGUUAAAAAUAGCAACAUAAAUGCCCAUUUGUGUGGGCGUAAGUGGGGAGUAAAAUGUGUCUUUUAAAUGAACUCUUUUACAAUGUAUCGUCGGGAGUGCACAAAUAAACAAUCCUGACCAUUAAAUGGUGGAGGAAAACACUCAGUGUUUCGACUCGCUCCGGGGUCAUUGGCUUUUGUCUGUUUCCUGCGGUGAGUCAGCUGAAAAGUGUGUUUGUUCCUUCCCUGUGGCUGAGCUGUGAUCACAUACAUCUUGUUAAGCACCGCUUGAUUCACACAGCCUGACAUCAUGUGAGACUUUUCUUCACAGACCCUGACCCGUAGCUGUAAUUAUAACACCAUGUCAAGGGGAAGACUGCUCAUUACCCACAGCCGAGGGCGUAAAAAUAGACACCCUCACUUUCAAGUCUCUCACAAGGGACUCAUUCUGCCAACUCCUAAGGACACUGGGGGGUUUACAGGGGUUUUGGUGUAUGAGACGCAUCUCUGUCAGGUUUCCUUUGUGUGCUUAUUCUUCAUUGACCAACAAUAAACAAAAGAUGCAAUUAAAGGAGUGAUAUACAACCAUG
Gasterosteus aculeatus aculeatus (three-spined stickleback) is the source of this 2242-nucleotide messenger RNA. RefSeq lists its product as uncharacterized. The record is from RefSeq and is a predicted model, not a curated record. Lineage: Eukaryota; Metazoa; Chordata; Actinopteri; Perciformes; Gasterosteidae.